AUGGCGACGCUGGGAAUCAGUUCCAGCCGUCUAGUGCACGGUGGAGGCAGUGGGGGAGCAAGUUUGCAUCAUCCGUUCUCAUCAUCCUUGCGCGCAAGAUGUGCCAUUCGAGCUGCUGCUGGGCGUCGAACAGGCCAAUUGGCCGCUAAUUCAGGGCCUGUUCGGCGUAUUCCAUCCUCACGAUGCAACUUUUCUACUCAAAACUCUGGCAAGCGACCCAAGUUCUCCCAGAGACUUGGCGAGGCGCUGCGCAACAGCAAAAUCACAUGGUAUCAGAUUCCCGUGGGUCUGGGCAUAGGGUUUUUGGGACUGGUUCAAUUCUACAAAGUCUCGUCCAGGGAGCGGGAAAGGCAGCAAGAGCAGGAUGGGAUCACGUCACCGAAGCGUCGGCCCAGAGUACGCCCCGACGGACCAUGGCAGGUCCAAGUCAUGUCCACUCUCCCGCUCAAGGCCAUCUCUCGACUCUGGGGAAAAUUCAAUGAACUGACAAUCCCGUACUAUCUGCGUGUCCCUGGGUUUAAGCUAUACUCAUUCAUCUUUGGUGUCAACCUUGACGAGGUGUCCGAGCCCGACCUUCAUGUGUAUCCUAACCUUGCAGCCUUCUUCUAUCGAACUCUCAAACCAGGUGCUCGUCCGCUAGAUCCAGACCCUCAUGCUCUUCUCUCUCCGUCCGACGGCAAGGUUCUCCAGUUCGGCCAUAUCGAAAGCGGUGACAUUGAACAGGUAAAAGGCAUGACCUACAGCAUUGACGCGCUGCUCGGAAAGCAUAGCCCGACAUCCAGCAUCUACAGUGGCCUAUCCGACCAAGCCCGAGAGCGUCCCCCUCGAAGCCGCAGCGUAGCUGUUGGCGACGAAGAGAUUAUCAAGCAGGAGGAGGAAUUUGCCCGGGUCAACGGCAUCUCGUACACAUUGCCUGACCUCAUGUCCGGAUCCAAGAAUGCCAAGCCUCCACACCCCGUUACCGACGAGUCGCAUGCAGCUUCAUCUCCCCGCGCCGUUUCAGAGGUCCGCGCCGAGCUUGCUCUGGGCGAAAAGCCCUGGUACGAUCUGCUCUCGCCUGACAAGACCACAUCCCUGUACUACGCCGUCAUCUACCUCGCUCCCGGAGACUACCACCGCUUCCACUCACCCACGAACUGGGUCGUGGAGAGCAGACGCCACUUCGCAGGCGAGCUCUACAGCGUCUCGCCCUACCUCCAGCGCACCCUGCCCGGCCUCUUCACCCUCAACGAGCGAGUCGUCCUCCUCGGCCGCUGGCGCUGGGGCUUCUUCAGCUACGUCCCCGUCGGCGCCACAAACGUCGGCUCCAUCAAGAUCAACUUUGACCGCGAGCUCCGCACCAACAGCCUCACCACGGAUACCGCCGCCGACCUGGCAGCCGAGGAAGCUUCCAAGCGCGGCGAGCCGUAUCUCGGCUUCGCGGAAGCUACCUAUGAAAACGCUAGCCCAGUGUUGCACGGACAUGCUCUGAGGCGCGGCGAGGAAAUGGGUGGGUUUCAACUCGGCAGCACGAUUGUACUGGUGUUUGAGGCGCCAGCUACGUUGAAGACUGCGGAUGGAGAAGAGAAGAAGGGAUGGGAGUGGGCGGUAGAAAAGGGCCAGAAGCUGAAGAUGGGACAGGUCCUGGGACGCGUGCUUGAGGACUAA
Molecule: messenger RNA, 1647 nt
Organism: Trichoderma gamsii
Lineage: Eukaryota; Fungi; Ascomycota; Sordariomycetes; Hypocreales; Hypocreaceae
Product: phosphatidylserine decarboxylase proenzyme 1
Exons: 3
Coding region: 1-1647 (548 amino acids)
Biological process (GO): phosphatidylethanolamine biosynthetic process
Cellular component (GO): mitochondrion
Molecular function (GO): phosphatidylserine decarboxylase activity
Source: RefSeq, a predicted model, not a curated record